GCUUCUAGGAGGUGCGCGCGAGAGGACAGGCAGGCGUCCGUUAAACGUCGCGCGACUGAGGCGAUGAGACACGAGCAAACCGGGGACGGAUCGUCGGAUAUAAACACACGAACAAACCGGGGACGGAGCCUCAGAUAUAAACACACAGAGGAGCGCGUCUUUACCGCUCCAGGAGCCUCAGAGUAAGCGGUCAUGUUGGGCAUUUAGCCACCUAGCUUGAACAUCUGGAAGAACAGACGGAGGAGCCCUAAAGACGCUCAGUAACCAGAUUGAAGAAGCACUUGUUGUUUUGUAGAGUCCAUCAGUUUCUCUGUUAAGGCCAUUUUAGCUGAACGUUGCCUCAGUCACGUAGGCAGACAGACUGUGUCUAUCGUUCAACAUUAAGGUCCAGCCCCCUUCCACUCGGUACAUGCAGAUGGCUUGUUGUCUGAAGGAUGAGCUGUUAUGUUCCAUCUGCCUGAGCAUCUACCAAGAUCCGGUCAGUUUCGGCUGUGAGCACUACUUCUGUCGCAAGUGCAUCACAGAGCACUGGAGCCGGCAGGAGCACCACGGGACGCGCGACUGUCCCGAGUGCAGGCGCACCUUCACAGACCCGCUCCUCUCACCCAGCCUCAAGCUCUCCAACAUCGUGGAGCGAUACUCUGCCUUCCCGCUUGAUGCCAUCCUUAAUGCUCAGAGGAGCUCCUACCCCUGCAAAGACCACGAGAAGGUCAAGCUGUUUUGCCUCAGCGACAAGAGCCUGGUGUGCUUCUUCUGUGACGAGCCGGCUUUGCACGAGCAGCACCAGGUGACCACCAUCGACGAGGCUUAUGAGGAGAUACAGAGGGAGAUGAAGGACCAGCUGACAGCCCUGCAGGACAGUGAGAGGGGUCACACCGAGGCCCUGCAGCUGCUCCAGAGACAGCUCACCGAGACCAAGUCUUCGGCGAAGAGCCUGCGGGCCACAAUCGGUGAGGCGUUCGAGCAGCUGCAGCGUUUCCUGCGCGAGCGACAGAAGAGCAUGCUAGAGGAGCUGGAGGCAGACACGGCCCGCGCCCUCGCCGACAUUGAGCACAAGAUCCAGCGCUACAGCCAGCAGCUCCGGGACGUCAAGGAGGGCAUCCAGAUUCUGCAGGAGAAGCUGGGAGAGACAGGCCGCCAUGACUUCCUGGAGGGCGUGGCCCUCACGUCUGAGAGGGAGCGUCUGAUUCGUGGAGAGUAUUGCUGGUGGAAGCUACCAAGAAUUAAAGGCAAAAUCCAUGAAACCAACCUGACCUAUGAAGAUUUCCCAACCUCCAAGUACAUGGGGCCCUUGCAGUACACAAUCUGGAAGUCUUUGUUCCAGGAUAUCUCACCAGUACCUGCUGCCUUGACAUUGGACCCCAUGACUGCCCACCAACGGCUGAUCCUGUCUGACGACUGCACCAUCGUCGCGUACGGCAACCUGCACCCGCAGCCUCUGCAGGACUCCCCGCGGCGCUUUGACGUGGAAGUGUCCGUGCUGGGCGCCGAGGGCUUUUGCUCAGGCGUGCACUACUGGGAGGUGAUGGUGUCAGAGAAAACGCAGUGGAUGAUCGGCGUGGCCAACGAGACUGUGAGUCGCAAGGGUAGCAUCCAGAUCCAGCCCAGCCGCGGCUUCUACUGUAUCGUCAUGCAUGAUGGCAACCAGUACAGCGCCUGCACGGAGCCCUGGACACGCCUCAACGUCAAGAGCAAGCUUGAGAAGGUGGGCGUCUUCCUGGACUACCCCAAAGGUUUGCUGGUCUUCUACAACGCAGACGAUAUGUCCUGGCUCUAUACUUACCGUGAGAAGUUCCCCACCAAGCUCUUCCCUUACUUCAGCCCUGGGCAGAGUCACGCCAAUGGAAAGAACGUGCAGCCCUUGCGCAUCAACACCGUGCGUCUCUAGGCUCCCAGACUGAGUGCCGUGUCUUCACACUGUUAUUACUUUUGGUUUUCUGUUUUUAAAGGGAAAGGCAAAAAAAAAAAGUGUUGAUUUUGUUUGUUUGCUCUUGUGGCACUCUCAGCGCAGAACGGUUGUGCCAGUGCAUGUUUGUCCAGCAGGGGUGUGCAGACAGAACCUACAUCGCCCCUGUGAGGGGAGGGGAGGCCUCCGGGUAGGGCAAGGGGAGGCCUCCAUUGGCGUUCUUUGUGCUCUGUGGCACCGGUGUAACCCCGCCGAGAUGGCAUCGCUCUCCAAGCAUCUGCAGCUGCUCGUGCACAAUGCCCCGAGUCACUCCGCACCCUCCGAGGCUACGUCUCCAGGGGAGAGAGCACUCCUCUCCUCCGUAGACACACGUGUGAAGACCUUCCACUCAUUGUGCAAUCGGCUUUGGUGUGUUUGUGGACUGUCUAGCACUGUUCUGCUAUACUUCCCUUUGAUAUAUUGUUAUAUAAUUAAUCAUGAUUUUUUGCACAAGUUAUAUCUUGUGCUUUGCUGGUAACUGCUGAGAUGUGGUUGUGUGCGGCUCUGCCCUAGCCGUCACGUGGGUACUGUCCUGCACCUCAGGUGCUUGCUAGCAGUGACAGCGUUAGAACAGUUCCAGUUUGCAGUUCUCCAGCAGUAGCUGCAACCUGUGUGUCUAGCGGAGUCCCACGUGGUGGGGGCGGGUGGUGUGUCUGGGUGUGUGUUGGUGUGUUUAGGGUACAUCUGUCCCUGAAUCUCCCCCUCUGUGUCUCCUGUUUGAGAUUCAGGGCACUGCCACACAGACUCAUGGGCCAUGUUUUUACAUGCAUCAUGCAAUCAUUACAUCUCACUCUCAGCCUGACCUUUCAUUCUCCUUGGCCUCCAGUAUGUUAUCUGAAUUUUUUUAAAUUAAUUUAUUUUUUUCAUUUAUUCAUCUAGUCUGUGCUUGUUUCUCUGAACAUUCUUGUCACCACAACCCCUCUUCUUUUCCACAGGGGGUCUUGUUAGGAGUGUGUAGGAUUACCACUUCAUCCUGCAUGUCAACUGUAACACAUCUAACGAGGCAGAAAUUGUGCAGAGUAGUUCCCACACUAACCCUAACCCUGCAGUGGCGUUCCAUUAGAACUGCACCAGUGAGGGUAACACGUGAUGGAUGAAGAGGAGAUGCCUUAAGAUUAAGGAUUUUGCCUCUAGUCCAAGUGCAAGACGUUAAAGAACACUAAACACUUUAGUGAAUGGCUUUUUCACGUGUUCCGUGUUCACCCUAAGCCCACACUCCCUCAGUGCAAAUGUUGGGUACACAGAAAUUCUCCAAGGCCCAGUUAUGUGUAGUAACUUCUCUGUUCUAAUACACUGGGGAGCUUUUACAGUUCCUUUGUGUUUGCGAUGUCUCUCACAUUUCAGAAAUCGCUACUUCCUGAUAUAUCCCCCUCUCCUAAUAUGUGGUAGCCUAAGAAACAGACAUGCGUCCUGGACAAAGGAAAUUAAUUAUUAUUCAGUGGUCAUGUGAUUUUGGAAAGAAUGAUACUAUGGAGACCAUAAAAUUCAGAAAACAAAACAAAACCACAAAAAAAGAAAAAUCAGAUGAUGGGUUUUCAAAUGUUUUUUUUUGUGCUGUAAUGUUUGCUGCCGCUGUCCAGUCUUAGCCAGCUCUGGUCCUCUCAGGUCUGAUGGCUCCCUCCUAAGGUGGAGUCUGAUGGCUCCAGGUCUUUCCUCACUGCUCCCACUCUCUGGGAGAGAAGUCCCACACCUCCCAUCUUCCCUGUAACAGACUCCAGUGUGGCUCUCAUAGUGCCUUAGACGGGAAAGCUGAGCCCUGCGAGACGUCACCGUGGCACCAUCACUUCACUGAAGCCUCAUUUAGUUCCCACAAAGUCCCUGAAGCUAAAUACUUCAUUAUAAAGAGGGAAUUACCAGCUUAGGUGGAGAACUACUUUAACACUACACUGCUUUUAACAAACUGGCACCUUAUUAGCACCUAAUACCAAACAGACCUGAUUUCCCUGUCUUAUUUUGAGUUCAUUUCAUGUGCUAACUCAUUCCUUCCCACAGUUGUUGCGUUCUUUUGCUCUGUGUGCUGUCUGUCGUGCUGGUGUUUAAAGGCUAGGGUGCUGCUCAGUAUUGUGGGAUGUGUAGUGCUGCACACCUGUAGCAGGGACCUCUGCAUAAGGCUGCUCCUAUAUGAGGCAGUCCCUCCUCCUUAUUGGAUGGUGGUGGGAUACAUGAGAAAUAUAGUUAAGAUUUUAUGAUGCUUAUUAAUAAUGACUAUAACAGUGAUGAAUAAUGCUGGUUUUGGGAUGAUGGAUGCUUUGCACCUUUGCACCUAUCCCUGUGUAAACACUCUGGUGUGUGUUCACAGCUAAAGGUACAUGAAUGUUUUAAUGUACAAUUAAAGAAUGAAAAAACAACAGUG
Molecule: messenger RNA, 4298 nt
Organism: Electrophorus electricus (electric eel)
Lineage: Eukaryota; Metazoa; Chordata; Actinopteri; Gymnotiformes; Gymnotidae
Gene: trim62.1
Product: tripartite motif containing 62, tandem duplicate 1
Molecular function (GO): zinc ion binding; protein binding
Source: RefSeq, a predicted model, not a curated record